AUGAAUGAAUGCCUUCUUCUCAAAUGGUGGUGGAGGUUUGGGAGUGAAUUUGAUUCUAUUUGGAAACAAGUGAUUCUUAGUAAGUACCCACAGACUGGUGGUGCUAGGUGGCCAGAUCAAGAUGCAAUUUCCAGAUAUUCUAUGGUGUGGAGGGACAUUUUGAGGGUUGCUAUUAAGUGUCCAGAGUUGCUGGAGUCAUUUAAGGCCAACUCAAAGAUUAAUAUUGGGGAUGGGAGGCUCAUAAGCUUUUGGCUGGAUCAAUGGGUUGGUACUGACUGUUUAAAGAAUUUAUUUCCUAAAUUAUACUCUUUGUUUAUGCAUAAAGGUCUAUCAGUGGCAGUGAUUACUAGCGAAAGCAAUGGAGAUGGGGAGUGGGAUUUGUCUUUCAGAAGAGCAUUGUUUCAAUGGGAACUUGAAGAGUUGAGGAGGAUGAAGGAGUUACUACAAACUGCUCCAGAGCUCAGGAAUGGUGUGCUAGAUGGGUUGUCUUGGGCUGCUGACAGAUCGGGUAUCUUUACUGUAUCGUCUGUCUACAAGUGGAGUGAAUUACCAUCUAAUCUGCCUACAAAAGUGGUGAAUCUCAUCUGGAAGAAUGCUGCACCUCCGAAAGUGCAAUUUUUUGCUUGGCUAGCAUGGAAAGGUAGGAUCAAGACUUCUACCUUUUUGCAAAGUAUUGGGAUCCUUAGUGCCAACUCUGAUGUUAACUGUGUUUUCUGCAUGAAGGAAAAGGAAACUGCGUCCCAUGUGCUGCUGUGCUGUAUGUUUAGUUGGAGAGUUUGGUCUAAUAUUCUUGGAUGGUGGGGUGUAUCUUGGGUGCAGCCGGGGUCAGUAGUGGGUCUUCUUCAAUGGUGGACUGGGGUUACAUGCACUAAAAGAUUGAAGAUUUCUAGCUUUAGAAUGCUGAUGGCGACAACACUGAUUGGCGGCGGUGUGCAAAGACCAAUUGAUCUUCAAGCUUCAAGAAAGACGGUGGUGGAGACGUUGAUUGCUGGCUGUGGAAGCAACGCUGAUUGA
This is a messenger RNA of Camellia sinensis, 1014 nucleotides long. NCBI's taxonomy places the organism in Eukaryota, Viridiplantae, Streptophyta, Magnoliopsida, Ericales, Theaceae. The record is from RefSeq and is a predicted model, not a curated record.